Molecule: messenger RNA, 759 nt
Organism: Lathyrus sativus (Indian pea)
Lineage: Eukaryota; Viridiplantae; Streptophyta; Magnoliopsida; Fabales; Fabaceae
Source: the annotation of a GenBank genome assembly
AUGGAUUCAGACAAUUCAGAUAAUUAUGAUCAAGAAUUUUGGGAGUUAGUUGAAGAAGAAUUAAUGGACGACAGUGAUGAAGAACAACAUCUUCAAAAUGAAUGUCAAUUUGGAAGUUCCUCUAGGCCAAAGAGAAGAACUACGGUAGAUCGAGGUCGUGAAGAAGGGCACAAUCGAUUAUUCAAUGACUACUUCUCAGAAAAUCCAGUAUACACAGAUGUACAAUUUCGAAGAAGGUUCAGAAUGCAUAGGCAUGUGUUUCUUCGAAUUGUAGAUGCCCUCAGCAAUCAUGAUGAAUAUUUCCAAAUGAGGAUCGAUGCAACUGGUAAGAUGGGUCUUUCACCAUUGCAGAAAUGCACAUCUGCUAUUCGUAUGUUGGCAUAUGGGUCUCCCGCUGACAUUGUAGAUGAAUAUGUUCAAAUCGGUGAAAGUACCUCAAUUGAGUGCUUAGAAAGAUUCGUUAAGGGUGUGAAUGUUGUAUCUGGGGCUGAGUAUUUGCGAAAGCCUAACAACACUGAUAUCGAACAUCUUUUACAAAUGGGUGAGUCACGUGACUUUCCAGGACAUGCUCCCACUGUGCAAUAUACAAUCAAUGGAACACCAUACAAUAUGGGGUAUUAUUUAGCGGAUGACAUAUAUCCUGAGUGGGCUACAUUUGUCAAGACCAUUUCAAUGCCGCAGGGAGAAAAGAGAAAAUUAUUUGCUCAACAUCAAGAAUCAGCUAGAAGAGAUGUGGAGCGGGCAUUUGGAGUGCUCUAG